UUGCCGUACUGACGUCACACCCAAACAAGAAGCAGUUUGCUGAUCAUUAGCAGAGAAGUUUCCAUGGUUCAAACUGGGUUUUUAUCGUAGCCGUUUCUGUCCACAAUGUCUCAAGAUCCGUGGUUACAGAAUUAUGAUGCCACAUGUCGCCUGGCGCAAGAAAUAGCAGAGAACAUCCAUGAGCGGAACAGGCAACAGAGAACCGGGGGGAACCCUGCAAAGAUCAAUAUGACCCUUCGUGCGUCGCUGCAGAAACUGAAGCAGAACAUUGCCCAGCUCAGAGAGAGUUUGCUGCGAUCAUCAUCAUCUCGACGCAUAAUGCAGUCAGAGGCUGAUAGGAGGCAGAACUUAAUCGAUGACUUGGUCACCAGGGAGAAGCACCUCAAUGCCACCUUCAGGGGCGAUAUCACAGAGCCUGAUCCUUCAAGGUCAACACUGAUGGAUAGAGGAGCGGGAGCAAGUGGAGGUGGGACGACUAACCCCUGGCUGAUCAAUGAAUCUGAGGAGACCAAGGGUCUGAGUUUCGGAGAGAUCAAACAGCAACAGCAGCGCAUCAUUGAAGCCCAGGAUGCUGGUUUGGACGCACUAGCAGAAGUCAUCAGCCGGCAGAAGACAAUGGGCCAGGAAAUUGGCAACGAGCUUGAUCAACAUAAUGAAAUCAUUGAUGACCUGGCACAUCUGGUGGACAAGACGGAUGACCGUAUCCGUAAUGAGACACGAAGGGUGAAGCUGGUGGAAACCAAGUCUGCCUCCUGUGGGAUGAUGGUGGUGAUUGUGCUGCUGCUAAUAGCCAUUGUAGUGGUUGCCGUGUGGCCUGUGUAGCUGACAGCGAGGACAGCGGGAUGAUCGUGGAGCUGUGCCGCUCAAAUUCCAGAGAAAAUCUUUGGGAGAACACUGGACCUUGCACACACACACACACACACACACACACACACACACACACACACACAAAACCUUUGUAACCUUUGUACAGACACUCUCUCCACCCUCUGUCCCUUCUCUUUAUAUUUCUUUCCUGUUGCUCUCCAGACAAAAACAAUGGAAGUAUCACUGUGCUUGAGUAGGGCAAGGGGAAUGAAGAAGAGCCUUGCGUCCUUUAAGCAGCCAGGGGCCGCACAGCGUUUCUCUAGUAAGGUGUUGAUUGGGUAAACGGCACCAACGGCACCCCCCGCCCAGGAUAUAAUAUAUUUAUUUUAUUUUUUCUUUUGUAAUGAUAUGUGCUCAGUUGAGCUUGUCUUAAAAAUAAUGUCCACUUUAGCAACUGUUCAAGUGUCUAGCUAGGUAAUUCCAAUGCAUCUUAAGCAGGUUAAGAACUUGAAGAUUUAUAAGCGUUUUGAAAUAUAUUUUCAGAUCUAGUGUUGAUCCAACAGAAGGACCUCCCGCAGCUAGGAGUUUUCCUUUCAUAAGUCUGUCUGUGGUCUAGCCUGAGGUUGGGACUGGGUACAGUAAUUCCGCUAGCUUUGCAAUCCUCACGCUCUCUCAUAUUUACCCUUGCAUUACUGUAGCUGCUGUAAUGUUAUCAUUUGUCUUGGGAUUUUAUAAUGUUUAUAGAAUAGCACUCAGCCAAAACAAACAGCGCGGCUGUGUUACUAACAUGGCUGUUUUCCUUCCUUGUAAAUCAGUGCAGGCUAAUGGAUAUGUUGUAAUUUCUAAUAAAUGACAUUUCCAGUUAAUAGUC
Molecule: messenger RNA, 1678 nt
Organism: Myripristis murdjan (pinecone soldierfish)
Lineage: Eukaryota; Metazoa; Chordata; Actinopteri; Holocentriformes; Holocentridae
Gene: stx8
Product: syntaxin 8
Exons: 8
Coding region: 106-822 (238 amino acids)
Biological process (GO): intracellular protein transport; vesicle fusion
Cellular component (GO): SNARE complex; endomembrane system
Molecular function (GO): SNAP receptor activity; SNARE binding
Source: RefSeq, a predicted model, not a curated record